Molecule: messenger RNA, 3380 nt
Organism: Myotis davidii
Lineage: Eukaryota; Metazoa; Chordata; Mammalia; Chiroptera; Vespertilionidae
Gene: SLC25A25
Product: solute carrier family 25 (mitochondrial carrier; phosphate carrier), member 25
Exons: 11
Coding region: 388-1893 (501 amino acids)
Biological process (GO): transmembrane transport
Cellular component (GO): mitochondrial inner membrane
Molecular function (GO): ATP transmembrane transporter activity; calcium ion binding
Source: RefSeq, a predicted model, not a curated record
GCGAGGACAGAUGAAUAAUUGGGAGCGCGAAGUUGCUUCUGCCUCCGGGAGAGGUCUGUUGGGCUAGUGCUUUCUCCUCUUUUUAAAAAGCCAGACGUUUGAGAGCCAUCCUCCUGCAGAAGUGAGCUUUUCCUGAAGAAGCUCUCGCUGCUCCCUGCGCGUUGCCAGCACCGCGGGCUCUGGGAGCGAGCUGUUUCUCAGGCCAGGCACGCAGCGGAGCUCGCAGAUUUGAAAGAGCAGGAAACCGCCGCUGCAUGCAGAGCGGCCAGCCUGACAGCUCCCAGGCCAGUCUCCCCGGCAGCCGUGUAGCCGCGACCCUCAGUAUUGUGGUCACAUUCCCCCUGAGAAGUGACGGGUCACCGUCAGCGCCGCUGGGAGAGAGCCGUGAUGCUGCAGAUGCUGUGGCAUUUUCUGUGUAGCUUUUUCCCGAGGGCUGGGUGCCAAGGCCCCACAGAGGGGAGCGAUAACGAAGUCAGAGGCGCCCCAGCUCCUGCUCGGGGAGACCCGAUGUCAAGCUUUUUGGGGAAACAAGACGGCAGGGCUGAGGCCACGGAAAAGAGACCCACCAUUUUGCUGGUGGUCGGACCUGCAGAGCAGUUUCCUAAGAAAAUUGUACAAGCUGGCGAUAAAGACCUUGAUGGGCAGCUGGACUUUGAAGAGUUCGUCCAUUACCUCCAAGAUCACGAGAAGAAACUGAGGCUAGUGUUCAAGAGUUUGGACAAAAAGAAUGAUGGGCGAAUCGACUCUCAGGAGAUCGUGCAGUCCCUGCGGGACCUGGGCGUCAAGAUAUCCGAGCAGCAGGCAGAAAAGAUUCUCAAGAGAAUACGAACGGGCCACUUCUGGGGCCCUGUCACCUACAUGGAUAAAAACGGCACGAUGACCAUCGACUGGAACGAGUGGAGAGACUAUCACCUCCUGCACCCCGUGGAGAACAUCCCCGAGAUCAUUCUGUACUGGAAGCAUUCCACGAUCUUUGAUGUGGGAGAGAAUCUGACAGUUCCCGAUGAGUUCACCGUGGAGGAGAGGCAGACGGGGAUGUGGUGGAGACACCUCGUGGCUGGAGGUGGGGCCGGGGCCGUAUCCAGAACCUGCACGGCCCCCCUGGACAGACUCAAGGUGCUCAUGCAGGUCCACGCCUCCCGCAGCAACAACAUGUGCAUCGUGGGCGGGUUCACCCAGAUGAUCCGAGAGGGAGGGGCCAGGUCGCUCUGGCGGGGCAACGGCAUCAACGUCAUCAAAAUUGCCCCCGAAUCGGCCAUCAAAUUCAUGGCCUACGAGCAGAUCAAGCGUCUUGUUGGGAGUGACCAGGAGACUCUAAGGAUUCAUGAGAGGCUUGUGGCAGGGUCCUUGGCAGGGGCCAUCGCUCAGAGCAGCAUCUACCCGAUGGAGGUUCUGAAGACCCGGAUGGCCCUGCGCAAGACAGGCCAGUACUCGGGCAUGCUGGACUGUGCCAGGAAGAUCCUGGCCAGAGAGGGGAUGGCCGCCUUCUACAAAGGCUACGUUCCCAACAUGCUGGGCAUCAUCCCCUACGCUGGGAUAGACCUGGCUGUCUACGAGACACUCAAGAAUGCCUGGCUGCAGCGCUAUGCCGUGAACAGCGCAGACCCUGGAGUGUUUGUGCUCCUGGCCUGUGGCACCAUGUCCAGCACCUGUGGCCAGCUGGCCAGCUACCCACUCGCCCUGGUCAGGACCCGGAUGCAGGCCCAAGCCUCCAUUGAGGGCGCUCCAGAGGUGACCAUGAGCAGCCUCUUCAAACAGAUCCUGCGGACCGAGGGAGCCUUUGGCCUGUACCGGGGGCUGGCCCCCAACUUCAUGAAGGUGAUCCCGGCCGUGAGCAUCAGCUACGUGGUGUACGAGAACCUGAAGAUCACCCUGGGCGUGCAGUCUCGGUGACGGGAGGGAGGACAGCCGCCCGGCGGACUCCUGAUCCUGGGCUGCAGCCCCGGGAUGUGUAGCCAUCUCAUUCUGUGAAUGUGCCGACACUAAGCUGACUUAAGCCAAGCUGUGAAACCCCUGGGACGCACCGCAGGGAGGGUGGGGGAGCUGGCAGGCCCACUGGGCUUGUCCUGCUGACCAUGGCCCACCCUCGUGUCCAUUCCAGGGAAGGCCCGUGGGUAUCCCUCGGGUCCAGGGGUCAGCAGGACUCAAGCUGAUGCGCAGUAGAGACCGGAUGUUUCCUGCAGGGCCUGCCAGACAGCAGGGCUUGGAGGCGGCUUAGUUCUUCCAUCUCCUCUUCCCACCCAGACCGUGGGCCAUAGGCCCCUCCCUCUGGCCUGCUGGGCAUCUGCCCUGUGCCCACUUUGCCUCUUCCUCACUGCUGUUUGAGUAUGGUAGGAGGAGGGCCACCAGCCCACUCCCAUGCCCGCCUGCUCCUCCCCCUCAGUCCCCGGGGAAAGGUGCUUCCACCUGACCUCACGCCCAGCUAGGUUGUGCAGGGAGAGGGAGGAGCCUGGGAGUGUGCCCACCCCCUCUGUGCUCACCGGCAGAGGGGCGCCGAUGCAUGCAGGGGCAAGGCCCCGCCCCGCCGUUGGCUGCCUGGCACCGGGUGCAUGGCUUCCCCGGAGCCCAGAGGCCUCUGCCCUGCGCUGCUGGGGCCUCCUGGUGCUCUGAGCUGGCUCCGGGCUCUGUCAGGACUGGCACCAGCUCAGAUCCAGCUCCCUGUCCCUGCUCUGGCAUGAGGCAGUGGGGUGUGGGGUAACGGGAGGUUUCGGCCCCAUGUCUGCGUGCCCUGAGAAGGAAAAGGGCUUGAGGGCCUUAAUUAGGUGUUUUUGAGGAAGGGUUUUGUUCAGAAAGACAGACUGGACAAAUGUGCAAGCCCUGAGCUUCUGCAGGGAAGACAGAGCGAGUAGAGAGCUUGGCUGAUGCAUUACAGUCUGUCCCUGCGGCCCCGGGAUUCCUGUCCAAUCCCAGCUGGGGCGGUGGGACCAGCCGCACAUUCCACUGAUGCCACGGAUCUCUGCUCCGAGCCUAUUUAUUUCGUAUUUAUUUGAACAGAGUCAUGUCCUAACUAUUUUUAUAGAUUUGUUUAAUUAAUAACCUGUCAUUUUCAAGUUCAUUUUUUAUUCAUAUUUAUGUUCAUGGUUGAUUGUACCUUCCCACACCCAAGAGGUAGGGUGAGGAGAGGUCGUGGGGGUGGCCUUCCUGCCACCGCCCACAUCUGUCCAAGGACAGGAAAGGGGCCAGGAGUGGAGGGGGGGCCCUGGUCCCAGAGAGGGUCCUUGGCCGGUUGGGGAAAGCCAGUUUAAAUAGGACGCAAAGAUCAAUGCAAAAAUGACUGUCCUGUAUAAACAUAGUUCUAACUGGAAUUUGUGAAAAAGAAAUUAAGAAGAAUUGGGAGUUGUCAUUUAAAACAGCCUCUAAUAAAGUUGUUUGAAAGCCGA